CCCGCCUGCCGGUCUGUCACCAUAAAAUGGGCUCACCGACCAGAACAACUGGAACAGAAGCGAGGGUGCCCUCAGGGCGUCACACACACAGAACGCAGCAAAGACCACUUCAUCGUCACGACCAACUAAGAGACAGUUGUUUUGGGAGCAGACAGACUAGCAGAUAAGCAACCAGCUCAGAGGUCUUCCCUCCACCCUUCUAUGAUGCGUAUGGCACUUUGCGUCAGCACAACCGCGAAGUUAAGACGCUUGUCGUCGGUAACAUCAGGAUCGCCUGAAAUGCUCUCGCCGCAAGCAUUGUCCAUCGGCUCGAUCCACAUGCCACUGCACACACACACACACACACACACACACAGAGGGCAAAAUAGAGAGAGGGCCACACUACGCAUCGAUGAAUGCGGCGAACGGAUGAAUACCUGCCGGAAUUGCCCUUGUCUGCAACCAACAAGCAGUGGCACAGACACAGAUGCCUCUCUGUUCAUGGUAUCACUCACCGAUGUCUGCCCGGUGUUCGAGGACAGAGAACCCUUUUUCCAGGCCACGACGAUCGGGCAGUUGACCGUUCUCGUCGCACUCAGGGAAGACUAUGUUCUCUGUGGACCCGCCAGGGCGGCCCUGAUUCUGCGGCGGCAUUCUCCACAUCCCACGCUCCACCACAUCAUUCUUAUCUUCCGGAUAGCUGUGUGCACAAAUAGCAAAGAAGAAGCAAUCGCACCAUAAAACGACGCCAUCUGGGUCGGUCGCGUGUUCGGUCACCCGGCGAAGAUCAGUCCCGGGGAUUCGCCACAAAACGUGCCGAUGUCGAAUGACAAGCUGUCUUGAGGCGCGUCCACCAGCCUCACCAUGGCAAAAUCUAUUGGGACUUCUUCUUUGUAGCCCGGAUCCAACUCAAGCCAUGGUCGGUAGAUGCGGGCCUCGUCUGCAUCAACACAUGGCAGCACCUCCUCGCCAUUGAAGCCGGGACAGAACCUGCCGCCCACAAAUUUCGACUGGGGCUCAGCUAGCAGACACACAGAAAGGAAAACAGAAAGGCAGACGUGAACAACAUGGACCGACUGUGUUGUUCGUCUGUGUGUGCUCUGCUCUCUCUUACACUCUCUAUUCCACAAGCAGUGUGCAUUGGUCAGGACGAAUCUGUCGAACACCAGGUUGCCCGUGCAGAAGAAAGGUUGCCCGUCGAGAUCCAGCUCCAACAACCCAACGCCCUUCCACGGCUCCUCCCCGGACUCAUCGAGUGACACGCGGACACGAUCAUCGGGAUCGAAACAGUGCAGCGGCACUCGCCCACCAACUGCACGCCGUCGACGAGCCGGGCACGUUUGCUCUUGCUCGCUCGUUGCUGCAGUGCUGUUGCCCGACACCCUGAAGCGCCUGUCGACACGAUUUGGGUCACUGCUCUUGACACACACACCAGCAGUAGACGUCCCGUUGUGAGGCUCCUCCUCCACUCUGCAGGCCAGAAUGUCUUUCUGAGCUUCACCCGUGCCGUCCAUCAGAUAGACGUCGCCGGUCUUCCCUGAGAACGGCAGACUGCUUAGCAGCGAACCGGGCCAUUCGCCUUCUCCCACCCUCCUGCCGCAUUCCCACACUCCUGGCGAUCUGGUUCAUCCGGCCCAGGUACACAAUUCUGCUUGGCCGCGUGCGGCUGAGGAUCGUAGGCAGCUCGCUCUCGGGCGGUAGAAUCAACUGCCUACACGAGCAAAACGAGAAGCUGUCAGUCGCUACCUUCUCAGUGCGCAUAUGCUCACCUGUUAAGGGCAUCACCAAUGCAGCCUCGUCCGAUGUCGUCCUCAAGCACGUCAGCGUCCUGGCAUAAGGCCAGACAGAGGCUGGCAAAGGACGUGCCGUCCUCGGAACACACAGGGCCGGACAGCAGGUCACGAAGAGCAGCUGACGAGUGCAGAAAAGGUUCCGACUGCCGCAGGCUGAGCUUCGUUCCACAUUCACACAGCCCCUCACGGAAACGCAAGACACCUGCAAGGCAGCCGAAUGCAAGAUCCCCCUCCCUCUGUGUUCUCACCUGUGCUGAAACGAGGACGAGCUUGGGCUGAGGAGAGGCGAGUGAGCACCCAUGCCAUCAACAAUACAGGGAGAUCCAUCAACAUCGCUGAGCUUCGUG
Messenger RNA from Vitrella brassicaformis, 2119 nucleotides. The record is from the annotation of a GenBank genome assembly. NCBI's taxonomy places the organism in Eukaryota, Vitrellaceae.